This is a messenger RNA of Nelumbo nucifera (sacred lotus), 712 nucleotides long. RefSeq lists its product as uncharacterized. NCBI's taxonomy places the organism in Eukaryota, Viridiplantae, Streptophyta, Magnoliopsida, Proteales, Nelumbonaceae. Gene Ontology annotation, biological process: positive regulation of stomatal complex development. The record is from RefSeq and is a predicted model, not a curated record.
UGGUUUCGACAAAGCCAUCUCAGUGAUGACAGAAAUCUUCAGUGACUCUCAAUGAGUUGGCGCUGAAAGAAGGAUGUCAGCUAUGGGGACCUCUUUGUUCGGUGUGCAAAUGGGCAUUAAGAAACCAAUGCACCUGAUCUUGCUAUUCUUCACGUUCCUCUUUGCGUCAUUCUUUAUACAAGGGUUGGAAGCUGAAGUAGCACUUCCAUAUGAUGAUGAGGGGAUCUCUCAUUCAUCUCUAUUACUGAAUGAAUUGCUUUUGCAGGGUGUUAAACAAGGAUGGAGGAGCAGGAAUUCAAGGAGAAUGAUGAUUGGAUCUACUGCUCCGACAUGCACUUACAAUGAAUGUAGAGGGUGCAAGUUCAAGUGUAGAGCUGAACAAAUUCCAGUCGAUGCGAACGACCCAAUCAACAGUGCAUACCACUAUAGAUGUGUUUGCCACAGGUAAGCUAGCUUUGCUGAGAUAACAAGCAAGAGCAUAAAAGUUGAGUGGGAGCUAGAGUGAGCUCCUGAUGAUAAGCGUAUGUUAGCAACCCAUGUGAAGGGCUCCAGACUUUGGAAAAAAAUUCUACCUUUCUUUGUCUUUUAUUCUUCUCUGGUUAGAUAUUGUUUUGUUGUAGUACAAAUGUUGAGAUGGGUCCUUGGAAAGAUCUAAUUUUCGAUCGGUUAGUUUUGAAUGACAAACUGUACUAUUUUGUGUUCAAUAAUUAUC